This is a messenger RNA of Anopheles gambiae (African malaria mosquito), 1852 nucleotides long. RefSeq names its product polyserase-2. The transcript has 3 exons. The coding region runs from base 35 to 1837 and encodes 600 amino acids. Gene Ontology annotation, molecular function: serine-type endopeptidase activity. Gene Ontology annotation, biological process: proteolysis. Lineage: Eukaryota; Metazoa; Arthropoda; Insecta; Diptera; Culicidae. The record is from RefSeq and is a predicted model, not a curated record.
UAAAUAUUAAACCGACAACCAAACUGUUGAUCGAAUGGAACUGGCAGUACGAACUGGAACGUGCGUCGGAGAAGAUCACAUCAUGGUCCACGGCACGGGACCGUGGCAUGUUUGUUUUGCUAGUUUAUUUUCUAUACUGUUACUACAUAAUGUGCGUUACAGUUUUGCACAGGACGAGCUACACAUCAACGAUUAUAAUGAUAACGAGUGUGGGGAACGGAUGGUCAAACGUAAAGGGCUAGUGAAGGGUGGAUAUUCUACGCAACCGGGCGACUGGCCGUGGCAUGCGGCGCUCUAUCAUCGGGGCAUCAAUAGUGCUGGGUUUGAGUAUGCAUGUGGUGGAAGCAUUGUGCACCGAUAUAUGGUGGUGACGGCUGCACACUGCGUCACGCUUGCAACCAGCCGUCGAAAAAUUCCGGCCGACAAUAUGCAGCUAAGGUUGGGCCGGUUUAAUCUUAUGAACAAUGAGGAGGAGUAUGCCGAAGAGGUCGAUGUGAUCGAGGCAAUACUGCAUGAGGCAUAUCGUCCAACAACGUUCGAGAACGAUAUCGCCAUUCUGCGGGUGAAAAUUCCAAUAAUCUUCAAUGAUUACAUUCAACCAGUGUGCCUUUGGAAGCGGGACGAUGGGGUUGUCUUACCGUGGUUUUACAACCAACCGGGUACGGUAGUUGGAUGGGGACUUUCGGAAGAUAAUACGAUAGGCACGACCCUGAAUGAAGCACGCAUGCCGGUGGUCGAUUCGUGGACGUGUUUGGCGAGUGAUCGAGCGUUUUUUGGAAAAUUUCUACAGUCGAAAGCAUUCUGUGCAGGAUACAAAAAUGGAACUGGUGUUUGCAAUGGAGACAGCGGUGGUGGAAUGUUUUUCCAGUUUCAAAAUCGUUGGUAUCUCAAGGGAGUGGUUUCGUUUAGCAAUACAAACGAUUAUUCUGGAGUGUGCAAUUUAAAACAAUAUAUCGGAUUUACUGACGCAUCACAGUACAUCGAUUGGGUGUAUGAUAAUACACCAAUCAGUGGUAUUGACGAUCCGAUACUUGGACACCCCAACAUACGACUUAUCAACCAAGGGAGCUGUGGACGGAAUGAGCAUAUGGAGGAGUUAGAUGAGAAUCGCAAAUCCAUCUUAAACCAGUAUCCUUGGAUGGCAACACUGACACAUCCGCAAACUACUGAAUAUGUCCCUUGCAAUGGAGUAUUGCUGAAUCGAAACUACGUUCUCACGGUCGCUUGUUACGAAUUAGAGAACUUGUCGGCUGUGACGCUAGGUGAUUACGAUACGAGCAAAACAAAGGAUUGCGAAAUCGUGUACGAAGAUAUGAAGUGUGUUUCCGCCGUUCAGACGGUUUCCGUGAGUGAAUUUACCCGCAAAGAUGAUCUAGCGCUAGUCCGGCUAGCCGUUCCCGCUGAUAUUGGCGGACGACAAAAUAUUGAGGCAAUCUGUCUCCCGGUGACUCCAGAGCAGCGCGACCGUCUGUACAACCGCUUCAUCAUGACGGGUUGGAAGGAGAGUGGAUCUGACGCGACAAUUCUACAACGUGCUCUGUUGGACGUAGUACAUAACAAACAGUGCUGGGACGAAUACCAAAAAGCUAACUACGGAUUCGAAGGGUGGGACCAGAUGGACAGUAGAAUUAUUUGUGCUCGAAAUUUGAACAAUCGUUCCCGAUCACCUCAAUGCAAUGAUUAUCAGCCUGGAUCGGCGAUACAGGCAAUAGAUCAAAAGUCUAAUCGAUACUUACUUUACGGUUUACAGGUGGGUAUUGGUUACUGCGAUGUGCCGGGAAGGUACAUUGCCGUCAGUAAAUAUUUGCUUUGGAUUUUGGAUAAUAUACGUAGAUAGAAAGGACGUUCCAGC